GCCGAGCAGGAGCGCCUGCUGCUCUCCGUGCUGCCCCAGCACGUGGCCAUGGAGAUGAAGGAGGACAUCAACACCAAGAAGGAGGACAUGAUGUUCCACAAGAUCUACAUCCAGAAGCACGACAACGUCAGCAUCCUCUUCGCGGACAUCGAGGGCUUCACCAGCCUGGCGUCGCAGUGCACGGCGCAGGAGCUCGUCAUGACGCUCAAUGAGCUCUUUGCGCGCUUUGACAAGCUGGCAGCGGAGAACCACUGCCUGCGCAUCAAGAUUCUGGGCGACUGCUACUACUGUGUGUCGGGGCUGCCGGAGGCGCGUGGGGACCACGCACACUGCUGCGUGGAGAUGGGGGUUGACAUGAUCGAGGCCAUCUCGCUGGUGCGCGAGGUGACAGGGGUGAACGUGAACAUGCGCGUGGGCAUCCACAGCGGGCGCGUGCACUGCGGCGUCCUGGGGCUGCGCAAGUGGCAGUUCGACGUCUGGUCCAACGACGUGACCUUGGCCAACCACAUGGAGGCGGGCGGCAAGUUCUCGUGCAGCCGCGUGGCCCUGCGGGACUGUGUCGCCCGCGAGCUCAACGUCACCCCUGCCGCCGUGGGGCCCUGCCAGCUCCACGCGCUCAACUACUCGCUGGGCGCCACGGGCCCCUGUCAUCACGACGGCCCGGCCUGCCACUUCCCCGAGUACUUCAGCCACAGCGUGGUGCUCAGCCUGCUCGCCUGCUCCGUCUUCCUGCACCUGAGCAGCUCGGGGAAGCUGCUGCUCACGCUGCUGCUGGGGGGCACCUACCUGCUGCUGGCCGAGGGCCCCCACGCCGCCCUCUUCGACAACUACGACCUGCUCGUGGUGGCCAACACGCUGCCAGCGCUUAACGGGACCCAAGGCCAAUGCGCGGCGGAGGGGAAGGUGGCUCUGAAGUACGUGACGCCGGUGGUGCUGGCCGUCUUCGCGCUGGCGCUCUACCUGCACGCGCAGCAGGUCGAGUCCACCGCGCGCCUCGACUUCCUCUGGAAGCUGCAGGUAGGACGGGGCGAGCGCAUCAUCAGCGAGCAGAAGUACCGCCAGCUGGAGAAGAUCAAGACCAUCGGCAGCACCUACAUGGCGGCGGCGGGGCUCAACGCCAGCACCUACGACCGCGAGGGCCGCAGCCACGUGGCGGCCCUGGCCGACUACGCCAUGCAGCUCAUGGAGCAGAUGAAGUACAUCAACGAGCACUCCUUCAACAACUUCCAGAUGAAGAUCGGUGAGCGCCUCACCACGCGCCGGGGGUCCUGCAUGCACCGUCCCCUCUGCACAUGCAGUCCCCACGGCCCUUCCGCACCACUUUGCACGCACUGGUCCUUGCACACCCCUUCCUUUCUGUACACACAGCCCUAG
Tinamus guttatus (white-throated tinamou) is the source of this 1374-nucleotide messenger RNA. The record is from RefSeq and is a predicted model, not a curated record. Lineage: Eukaryota; Metazoa; Chordata; Aves; Tinamiformes; Tinamidae.